AAUUCCAGAGAAGAAGAAUCGCGAGUGCAAGCAGGGGCUGCCGAUGUCCGAACGCUCAAGAAAAACGGGUCAUGUCGACCACUGCGUCGCUUCGCGGAAGCAGUGCUUGGGUGUCGUCUACUGGUACGCACUCAAGGUACCCAGAAAGCACCGUUCCGCCGGAACGGCGGCAGCAACAGCCGGUGGCGGUGAUCGUCCCCAGCUACUCUAUGGUGACGGUUGCCGUGGUCUGGGUCACUGGAGCGCUCUUCGGCGGCGUCGUGGGGGCGCUCGGGUACUUGGCCUUCGGGUACGUGACUGGGUCCGAGCCCGUGGUGCCCGCGACAACUGCAGCGACCACCACGACUACCACCACGACUACCACCACGACAGCACCUCCACCGCCUACGCCUCUACAGCCUACGCCUCCCCCUCCUACGCCUCCGCCUCCUACGCCUCCACCUCCUACGCCUCCGCCUCCUAUGCUUCCACCCCCUACACCACCACCGCCCAUACCACCACCUCCUACGCCUCCGCCUCGUACGCCUCCACCCCCUACACCACCACCUCCUACGCCUCCACCACCGCCGCCACGACCGCCACCGCCCCCGCCACCGCCACCACCUCCGCCCCCGCCACCACCACCGCCACCACCUCCGCCGCCGCCGCCUUCGCCGCCAUCAGCGCGGACCCCACCGCCCUUCGUGGUUCGACCCGUUUGUUACUCGGCCAGCUGCAUGAAGCUCGCGGAAGUCUACAGAAAGUCCGUGAAUCACCUGGUCGACCCGUGUCAGAACUUCGGAGGGCACGUCUGUGGGCUGUUCCGAGGGCCCUACAGGAGCUUCUUCGAAAAGGAAUCGGCCUGGGUCGCCGGUGGAGUGUCCCAUCUUGUAAGGUCGAACUACCGACAGAGCAAGGGCGCAAAGGGCAAGGCGAUGUUUCUGCUCGAGUCCUGCAGGGCCGUGUACAAGCAGGCGUGGUCCAGCCAGCAGGACCUGCGGAACUUCAUGACGCGGCUCAAGCUUUCCGUCGCGAACCGUCCGCCCCAGGGGGCGCCCGCGUCGGCCGACGCCGUGCUGGCGCUUCACGUCGAGCUGUCCUACGCGUACGGGCUGAGCGCGCUCCUCAAGAUGAGGCCCCGCGACGCGAGCUCGCUGGCCGUGCAGUUUCACGGCGCGCUCAUGCAGGCGGCUCUCACCUCGGACGACGACCCGGACUUCAUCAUAGGUCUGGCAAAAGUCCUCGGUAUCACGGGAGACCCGUCGGUGGUGAUGACCAGGACUGAGCUGUACACCAAGAUGAGGAUUGCUGUUGUGAACGCCCACCAGGGACAGGCGCGUCUGGCGACAUCUCGCGGCGUAAAGAAGGCAGAGGAACUGGCUUUCAGCGGCGUGACCCCCGGCGCGUUCGGCGACGCCGUCGAGGCCAAGACUCCGUACAAGCGCACCGCCAGCAUGUUCGUGACGCCCAUGCUCCAGGCCGUGCUGGAGUCGGUGUGGAGGGACAUGGCGAGCGGCGGCCAGCUGUUCACGUGGACCAGCUGGCACGUGGCCGAUGGGCUCCUCCACUUCGUCGAGCCGGCCUACACUGUCGAGUUGCACACUCAUCCCAGGCUGACGGGUGAGGAGGAGUUCAUGGCGGAGUGCGUGCGCAUGGUCUCGCAGGUGAUGGCGGCAGCCCUGGCAUCUGUUGCUGCCGUUUCUGUGCCAGCGGAUACGACCAAGACUGCGAUAACCGCCAUUGCACAUGUCGUAGCCGGAUGCCUGAGCGCAAAAAAGCAGUGGCUCUCCACGUUCGCCGCCGCCCCGAAGGUGUUCGUGGGUUCGCCGGAGUUCGUCAAGUACUACAACUCGCUGGACACGUUCUUCUCCGCGUUCCCGAGCGCGAACACCUCGGGUCGGCACUUCUUCGUGCAGUGGGUUGCGGCAGCUCAGGCGUGGCGCGACCACGCGCCUCCGGGCGAGCUCUACUUCGACCCGCUGGAGACGGCCGUCGACGUGACCGUUGACGGCACGGUCAUCGUGCCGGGGGUUUUGACCCGGGCGCCUUUCUUCCAAAAGGACGGGCCGGUCGCCGCCAAUGUCGGGGCGGUGGGUCAUCUCAUCGCCAGGGCUCUCGUCGAGAGGUACCUGCUGCCUAAUGCCACCGUCCCCACUGAGUGUGAGGCCCCAUCGGGCACCCGUUCGGACGACUCGAUCGAGAACCUCCUGGCUUACGAGUGCUCCCUGAAAGCGUUGGCCGCAAUGAGCGGAAGCCAGGACCAGCAGCUGCCCCAACUGGCCGAGCUCUCGCCGGAGAGGAUGUUCUUCAUCUCCGGCUGUCUCAAGGUGUGCCGAGCGUCGUCACCAGAACAGACUGCAUCUACCAUCGCGCAGCGUCGAGUACCUGCCCCGGCGCGCCAGUUCGUCUGAAGUCCUUCCGCGAAGCCUUCUGGUGCAGCCACUUGCAGACUCCCUGCUUGUUGACGUAGGUCGCGAGCUAGGGGCGGCUGCGCGUUGGCAAGAGGCGCGUUGGCGUUGGUGGCGGUGCGACAGAAGACGAUGGCGGAGCUUCCAAGAAGACCGAUCGCCACCACCGGGAGUUAGUUGUAACGCUUGAAGGCAUUGCCUUCUGGUAAACCUACCCGCGGCACGCCGAUCCCGCAUACGCCGUCUGCCACACAUCGUAGCGGCGUUUUAUCCAAGCCUCUGACGGUGCAAUAUAGGGACGCGUUAGUUGGAUGCUGGACUUUUGGUGAGAACUGUAUGUAUCGUUUCAAUGUUGGACGCUCUUGUUUUCGUGUUGCAGCGUUAUUUACGCCUGAAUAAUCUUUGGCUUGUCAAUUGA
This is a messenger RNA of Dermacentor albipictus, 2805 nucleotides long. RefSeq lists its product as uncharacterized. Gene Ontology annotation, molecular function: metalloendopeptidase activity. Gene Ontology annotation, biological process: proteolysis. The record is from RefSeq and is a predicted model, not a curated record. NCBI's taxonomy places the organism in Eukaryota, Metazoa, Arthropoda, Arachnida, Ixodida, Ixodidae.